UCUCUGCGCCUGGGUCGGGUGGGUGACGCCGAGCGCGAGAUGUCGGAUUUUGAUAGUAACCCGUUUGCAGACCCGGAUCUCAACAACCCUUUCAAGGACCCAUCAGUUACACAAGUGACAAGAAAUGUCCCACCAGGACUUGAUGAAUACAAUCCAUUUUCGGAUUCUAGAACACCUCCACCGGGCAAUGUGAAAAUGCCUAACGUACCCAGUACACAACCAGCAAUAAUGAAACCAACAGAGGAACAUCCGGCUUAUACACAGAUUGCAAAGGAGCAUGCCUUGGCCCAAGCUGAACUUCUUAAACGCCAGGAAGAACUAGAAAGAAAAGCAGCAGAAUUAGAUCGUCGAGAACGAGAAAUGCAAAAUCUCAGUCAACAUGGCAGAAAAAACAAUUGGCCACCUCUUCCUGACAAUUUUCCUGUGGGACCUUGUUUCUAUCAGGAUUUUUCUGUAGACAUUCCUGUAGAAUUCCAAAAGACAGUAAAGAUUAUGUACUACUUAUGGAUGUUCCAUGCUGUAACACUGUUUCUAAAUAUCUUCGGAUGCUUGGCUUGGUUUUGUGUUGAUCCUCCAAGAGGGGUUGAUUUUGGAUUGAGUAUCCUGUGGUUCUUGCUUUUUACUCCUUGUUCAUUUGUCUGUUGGUACAGACCACUUUACGGAGCUUUCAGGAGUGACAGUUCAUUCAGAUUCUUUGUAUUCUUUUUCGUCUAUAUUUGUCAGUUUGCUGUACAUGUACUCCAGGCUGCAGGAUUUCAUAAUUGGGGUAACUGUGGUUGGAUUUCAUCCCUUACUGGUCUCAACAAAAGUAUUCCUGUUGGAAUCAUGAUGAUAAUCAUAGCAGCACUUUUCACAGCAUCAGCAGUCAUCUCACUAGUUAUGUUUAAAAAGGUACAUGGACUGUAUCGCACAACAGGUGCUAGUUUUGAGAAGGCCCAACAAGAGUUUGCAACAGGUGUGAUGUCCAACAAAACUGUCCAGACUGCAGCUGCAAAUGCAGCUUCAACCGCAGCAACUAGUGCAGCUCAGAAUGCUUUCAAGGGUAACCAAAUUUAGAGUCUUCAAACAAUACAUUGUUACCUUCUGACUGUACUUUUUUCUCCAGUUACUGUAUUCUAUAAAUAUUUUUUUUGUUCAAAACACAGUACACACAGCACGUAUAUUUCCUAAUCACUUGUGCAUGGGCUAAAACCAGAAAAACUUCCUUGUCUUAUUAUUUACCUGAUAGUUUCUUAAUAUUUCAGUGCCCCUUGCAAAAAAAAAAAAAUUACAUGUGAAAUAAAUAUUCUCCAUAUUUUUUGGGGGAUGAAUGUUCAGCGAAUUAUUUCAGUGGUGACACGCUGAAAUUAACAUGGCACUUAGGAUUAAAAAUGCACUUAGUACU
Lipotes vexillifer (Yangtze River dolphin) is the source of this 1384-nucleotide messenger RNA. It is a transcript of the gene SCAMP1, whose product is annotated as secretory carrier membrane protein 1. NCBI's taxonomy places the organism in Eukaryota, Metazoa, Chordata, Mammalia, Artiodactyla, Lipotidae. Gene Ontology annotation, biological process: protein transport. The transcript has 9 exons. Bases 40 to 1056 code for a protein of 338 amino acids. Gene Ontology annotation, cellular component: trans-Golgi network membrane; recycling endosome membrane. The record is from RefSeq and is a predicted model, not a curated record.